Molecule: messenger RNA, 2044 nt
Organism: Osmia bicornis bicornis
Lineage: Eukaryota; Metazoa; Arthropoda; Insecta; Hymenoptera; Megachilidae
Gene: Sin1
Product: target of rapamycin complex 2 subunit MAPKAP1
Exons: 7
Coding region: 193-1590 (465 amino acids)
Biological process (GO): TORC2 signaling
Cellular component (GO): plasma membrane; cytoplasm; TORC2 complex
Molecular function (GO): phosphatidylinositol-4,5-bisphosphate binding
Source: RefSeq, a predicted model, not a curated record
AGCUGGCACUAGUAUUCCUCUGUUUCCACGAGUUCAAGACCAAGACCCCUCGGAAAACAAAGCCAUGUUCAACAUUAUUGGAUCUAUAGCCAUUGCGUCAAGUAAUUUUAAUUUAGGAAAACAGACUAGACAGUAGUAAAAAGAAAUUUUAAUAAUAAUUUGUUAGAAUUUGAAAAUACUUGAAUCUAACAAAUGGCACUUUAUGACAAUGAUCACUGGUUGUUAUCACACAUUAGAGAUAGUUUUCUAUCCACUGACAAUACAGGUCAGUGCGAAAUGGUAAUGCUUGGAGAAGAUAUUCCAAAACAAUUAAAAUCAAACGGUACAUUGCAAUGUUAUCCUGGAAUGGAAGAAAGUGAUGACGAAGAUUUAGAUGCACUUGCAGAAUCUUAUGAUAUACAAAUGGAUGUGGAAUAUAGUCAUAGAGAACGUUCUAACACUGCCCAAAGAUUAGAGAAAAUGGAUCUUGAAAAAAAAAAGGCAGCUAAAGUCAAUGUGAAAUGGAAAAAUAAUCCUAUCAUACCUAUUACUCAACAGUCAGAAUUGUUUCAAAGAAAAGAUUUUCGUAAAAAGACUGAUCAAACCAAUAAAAGAUAUUCUCUUUUAUCUGAACAGCUUGAAAAAUGUCCACAUGUACCAAUAAAUCCUUUCAUAGAAUAUGCUAAAUUUGAUGGCAGUGCACAAGUAGAUAUUCCUAUAAGAAAAUAUAGGAUAUUUAUGUGUAUGUUACCUAAAGAACAAAGAAUGUAUCCUCUUCAUAUAAUUGUAAUAACUACUGCAAAAGUACUAGAAUUCAUUGGAUUGAUUUGCUACAAAUAUGCAAAUGAACAUCCAGAUCAUCCUCUAAAAGAAGAUAUCACAAGAUAUGGAUUAUAUUUCACUGAAGAUGAUGGAGAAGUUGAUUGGGAUUUACCUUGUUUAGAUCCAAAAGAAACAAUAUCGAAAUUUGAAUUUACAACGCUAGGUCUCACUGAAAUGAAACCCAGCGACAGAGCACGACACAAUAUGAUUAGUUCUGUAGAAACAAAGGAUGAAGAUGAAUUUUCGGAACUUCAUAAUAAAGAACAAGAAGAAGUUGCAGAGGAUUUAGCAAAAAUGGAAGGUCAUACAACUGCUAUGGAAGCUCCAUUAUACCAAUCUUACAGGGUGUACAUAAUUAACAAAGUCAGAACGAAGACUGAAAUUUAUCUUGGAAUAUCGGGUGAAAAAAUCGAGAUCAAUCCAAUAAUAACAGGAAAAGGUGCAGGACGUUUUUGGAAUAGACAACGGGCAGUUAGUUAUCAGAUAGAUAAUAUUGCCUGGUGUGAAAUAACGGAAACAAAGGGAUCAAAAACAAUUUUUACAUUAGUUUAUACCCCACAUUCUUCCAUUUCCGAUAACAUUUUGUUAUCAUCUGGACAAAUGCACUCUUUACAUCAGUCAGCAUCAUUUAAAAAUCACGAAUUUGAGGCAGAUUCUAUAACAGCUGAGGAAAUUGUCAGAAAAAUAAAUCAUAUAUUGGAAUUACAUACUAGUACAUCAAGAAAAGAAUAUUUAUCUCAAAAAGAACGAAAAGCGGCAAGACGAAAAAGUUUUCACUUGCACAGAUGACAACUCUAUUGGUUUCUUUACUCCAUUUUAAAUUAUUUGAAGUAUUAAUUACAUUAACACAAUAAGAAUUAAAGCAAAUAUUUGCUCCAAUACAAACACAACCUUAUUGUCCUUUUAACUGGUCGUAUUGUAAGUUCAUUAUACCAAAGAACUUGCAAUUUAAGUACUUAGGAACUAUAAUGUUAAUACUUGUUUUCUAAUUUAUUUUUUUUUAUAAUGUAUAUAUACGAACAUGUAAGGUAUAAAUUGAUUUUAUACAAAAUCAAAAAUCUGUUUUAAUAAUAACUAUAAUCAGCAAUAAUAAACUUAAAGAAUAGAAAUAAUUAACUUUACCUUAAAAAAUAUUUUCAUACAGUACGAUAUUCAGACUUAUCAUUCUGAUAUUUCAAUAAUUUUGUCUGUAAGCUUCUGCAAUCUUUCUUCCAUUUGCAAAAUAAAUUUUUCGUUUAAUUUA